UGGUCCGAAUUGUCUUAAUUCCGCAGGUAACGACCUUUCAAAGAUGGCAGCCUCCACAAAAACAUGAAAAUUAUAAAAUUAGUGCAUUGAUAUGGACGGGCAAGAAAUAAAGCGAUCAAAUUAUAUGCGGGGGACAGCAGCUUAUAAAUUUCGAAACAGAUUCGUAUUCGGACUUGUUGCUUUUGGCCUGGGAUUAGGAGCUGUAAUGAAUUAUUUUGUGGAUGUAAAAAAAUCUAGGCUGUUUGUUCAGAUAAAGAAAAACCAGGAAUGGAGAGAUGAAACACUAAGAAGACAACAACAAAUAAGUCAGUUAAAAGCUCUUGAGAAAGCAAGGGAUAAAAAAACAAUCAAAUCUGUUUAAAAUCAUACAGAUAUUGUGUUGAUUAGUGAACAAACUUUUGACUUACAUUUGACUUUCAUUAUCUAUCUAUAGAGAUUGUAAUGGAUGAUUAUAUGAAUUGUUUUUGUUAGUUUAUAUUUUGUAGUAGGUGUGGAUGAUAAGAAAAACAUUUAACACUUGUGUGUCUUACUUUUCUUGAUAUGUGAAAUUUUGUUAUUUGAAAAAAUAAAAAUUAGCACACUAUCUAUCUUUUAACAAUGAGUUCCUUUGGUGAAAUUUCAAAAAACCAGAAAACCAAACUUUCUCUUCAGAGGAAGGUUAUAAAACCAUGCACAGAUCUUGUAGACAUUAUAAAACAACCCUCUUUGAAUGAAACAUGUGAAUUCAGAUCUGUAGAAAAGAUGCAAAAGUUCUUUAGCAGUAGUGAAUCUCAAAGUAAGGAAGAUGGGAUGAGAAAAGGAAAGUCAACUAGGAGAAAUUUAAUCAAUAAAAAUUCUUCCAAAGCCCCCAAAAAUGAAAAAUCUAAAAAGAAAGUUCAGAUCAAAACUGAAAUGUUAAAAGAUACUGAGAGCACUAAUGCGGUGCUUUUAAAUCAACCUUCUUGUUCAAAGUUAAAUAACAAAGGUACAGAGGACUUGGAGGAUACUGUAAAAAUUGAAAAUAAGACUGAGAAAACUAAAAACCAAAAUGAGGCUGAUGAAUCAAAUGUAAUUGAGAUAGAUUGUGAAGAGGAUGACAAAGCAGGAAGUAAAGGGAAAUGUUUGGCGUGUGGUAAAGACGACAUAGAUUCACUAGAAAUGGCUACCCAUCUACAGACUUGUCUCAAAUCAAGGUUUCAAAGAGGAAAAACUCAAACAGAAUCAGAAAACAAGGUUGCUGGACAGGAAGUAAAACUAGCUGAUCCUAAAGUAGAAAAAGUGGAAUGUUUCUUUUGUCAGAUAUGUCAAAAAGAUUUGUCUAGGAUGAAUUCACAUAGACGCACCCAGCAUCUAAAUAGGUGUAUUGAUAAGGAUGAAGAGGAACAGAAUAUAAAAGAUUUAGAGAAAAAAGCUUUAGAACAUGCUAAAACUGCAGUACUGGAUUGUCCUAUGUGUGGUAAACCUUGUAAAACUGAUAAUGCCAGAAAAGUACACGUAAAGAAAUGUGGUCAAGAACUGAAAGUAUCAACAGAUCAGGUGUUAAAACUAAUGAAAAAACAAGAGGAGGAACACCAGAUGUUAAUAGCAGCUGGUAUCCUGCCCAAAUCUAUGCUCAGUAAACUGAAGGGUAAAGAAAGAUCAAGUUCAGUUUCAACUAAAACUAAAAAAGCUCCAAAAGAGCCUAAAAGCCAGUUUGAUGCAGACCUACAAAUGGCCAUGGCUAUAUCAAUAUCAGAAAGUAAACCUGUUGACAAACCAGAACCAAAGAAAAGCAAGAAAAAGAAAGGACCAGGAGAUCCGACGAUGUUAGUCGCAAUGACCAAGGAGGAGAAGAAAAGAAGAUUGUCUAUGAGAGUUACUAAUAUGUUAGUUCCUGAGGAAGAGGAAUGUAGUGACAUUGAUCUAACACCAGAGUUUGCCAGGAGUGGUAUAGAAGAUAAAUAUCUUUCACAGACAGAACAGAUACCAAGCUUAUGGAACAAAUGUAGUUUACAAUCAGAAAAUAAAGAAAAUUGGAAAAAAGAAACUUAUUAUGUUGAUUGUUUAGUCCCUCCUUUAGAGGUCAGCAAGGUCAUAGCAGGUUCAAAGCUCAAAAGAAUGUCUGAAAUUCCAGGCAGGGAUACUUCAUUUAUAAGACCAAAGACUCCAUUAAAAGCACCAGUUGCAAGGAUAUCAAGAAACAACACUAUAUCAGAAUCUAGGGACACCCAGGAGGAAAUUUUAGUGGCAUCUACACAAACAGCUGUAGUACUGGCAGAGCUAGCAGCUGAUUCUUCACAGUUAUCUGUCCCUAAUUUUGAUUGUAGUGGGUUCUGUCCAGAACAGCCAAUCAAUAUACAGCCUAUACAGAACACAGACUUGUUAGGAGGUUUACAGAAAUCUAUGUUGUCCUUAGUAAACAUGUCUAGCCAUGCUGAUGUACAGAUCCACACAAUAGGGGGAGAUAUAGUUUUUUGUCAUAAAGUCAUACUUACCUGUAGAUGUUUGAGCAUUCUGAAGUCUUGA
Mytilus trossulus (common blue mussel) is the source of this 2484-nucleotide messenger RNA. Its product is annotated as structure-specific endonuclease subunit SLX4-like. NCBI's taxonomy places the organism in Eukaryota, Metazoa, Mollusca, Bivalvia, Mytilida, Mytilidae. The record is from RefSeq and is a predicted model, not a curated record. The coding region runs from base 598 to 2484 and encodes 628 amino acids. Gene Ontology annotation, biological process: resolution of meiotic recombination intermediates. Gene Ontology annotation, cellular component: Slx1-Slx4 complex. The transcript is spliced from 13 exons.